AUGCUGAGUUUCACCAGGAUAAGAACUCAGCAGAGGUCCAAUAGAUCCAUUUCUUUAGGCGCAAUGGAUUAUGCAGACCCCAAGAAGAAGAACAAUUUGCUCGGCAAAAUCAUGAUGGUUUCAGCUCUUACUGCAUUAUGCAUUCUUAUGCUCAAGCAAUCUCCAAAUUUCAACACCCCAAGCCAAUUCUCGAGUCAUGAACCGGGUGUGACUCACGUUUUAGUAACCGGAGGUGCCGGUUACAUUGGCUCACAUGCUGCAUUACGGCUUCUUAAGGAAUCCUAUCGCGUGACAAUAGUGGAUAAUCUCUCUCGUGGAAAUCUCGGUGCAAUUAAUGUUCUGCAAAAGCUGUUCCCUGAACCUGGGAGGCUUCAGUUUAUUUAUGCUGAUCUUGGUGAUGCAAAAAGGGUGAACAGAAUCUUCUCAGACAAUGCAUUUGAUGCGGUUAUGCAUUUUGCUGCUGUAGCUUAUGUUGGGGAGAGUACACUUGAUCCUCUCAAAUAUUAUCACAAUAUCACGUCAAACACACUUGUCGUGUUGGAAGCUAUGGCAGCACAUGGAGUGAAUAUUUUAAUUUAUUCAAGUACAUGCGCUACUUACGGCGAACCUGAAAAGAUGCCCAUUACAGAAGAAACACUGCAACUUCCCAUAAAUCCAUACGGGAAGGCGAAGAAAAUGGCAGAGGAUAUCGUUCUGGAUUUUCACAAAAAUUCUGAUAUGGCUGUCAUGAUUUUAAGAUACUUUAAUGUGAUCGGUUCUGAUCCCGAGGGAAGGCUCGGUGAAGCCCCUCGGCCCGAAUUACGCGAACAUGGACGAAUAUCAGGUGCUUGUUUCGAUGCGGCUCGUGGGAUUAUUCCUGGGCUUAAGGUUAGAGGAACCGAUUACAAGACUCCAGACGGGACAUGCGUACGGGAUUAUAUUGACGUUACUGAUCUGGUCGAAGCUCACGUUAAAGCUCUGGAGAAAGCAAAACCCGGGCAGCUUGGCAUUUAUAACGUCGGUACAGGAAAAGGAAGAUCAGUGAAGGAGUUUGUAGAGGCUUGCAAGAAAGCAACUGGGAUGGCUUUAAAAGUCGAUUUUCUUCCCAGGCGAGCUGGGGACUAUGCUGAAGUAUACAGUGACCCAACCAAAAUCAAGAACGAACUAAAUUGGACUGCAAAAUACACUAACCUUCAGCAAAGUCUACAGAUUGCGUGGAGAUGGCAAAAGGCACAUCUUAACGGUUACGAAACAACCCCUCUGUUAACGUCAGCGUAA
Molecule: messenger RNA, 1257 nt
Organism: Striga hermonthica
Lineage: Eukaryota; Viridiplantae; Streptophyta; Magnoliopsida; Lamiales; Orobanchaceae
Source: the annotation of a GenBank genome assembly